Molecule: messenger RNA, 1217 nt
Organism: Melitaea cinxia (Glanville fritillary)
Lineage: Eukaryota; Metazoa; Arthropoda; Insecta; Lepidoptera; Nymphalidae
Exons: 2
Coding region: 43-816 (257 amino acids)
Source: RefSeq, a predicted model, not a curated record
CUCUAUUCUAUCCCAGAAUUAGGUGGUGAUGUUGAGAGCAAUAUGGAACAGCCUCAAAGUAAAUCACCAGCUACUGAGAAGAGAGCUAUGAUCGAAAGCAAUGUAAAAUUGAUGGACCCUGAAAGUCUACCCUCCGGUCUUAGAAGAUGUGCAGCAGUAGAGAGCCACGUGCAAACGCAACUUCAAGGUCCAUCUCCAGUUGCUACUCAAAGUAACGUGCUACAGUUUCGGCGUCUAUCUCUAGUACCUUCAACGAGUUUUGCGAUUGAGAGUGACGUAGUGCAGGUAUCAUCUUCAAGCUAUUCUCUGAUUCCUGGCAUAAGUACUGCUACAAAUGGCGUUGUGCAGAUGCAAUUUAUUCCUGACAACAGUUCUACAAUUGAGAGCAAUAUAGUGCCAAUAGGAUCUCCAAGUCUAUCAAUGUUCCCUAGAACGAGUGACAGCAACCUGGUACAGAUACAGUUUCGAAGCAGUUUACCAUCCCCUGAAACAAACAAAAUACAGAUAACAGAGGAUAGAGGUACCAGAAGGAUAAAUCCUAAAAGAUGCAAGAAAAAACUAAAUUUCGAUAAAUGUUAUCUUGAUUGUGUGGACGAUGUGGAUACGUUAUUAUUAAAUGAAGCAUUUGUAUCAGAUGACUCAACAGAUUGGAGUGAAGAGGAAGAGUCAUCUGACGAGAUGGAAGAUGGAGAUCAACACACUAAAACUGCAAAAAGAAAUAAGAACAAGCAAGGCAAACAUAAAGACAAAAAUAAAACAAAAGCGUUGAUUAAAAAAGAAAAUGAAGAAGAAAAGGAAAAAGGGAAGUGCAAUUGAGCAGCCUUAAUAGUGCAAUGCCGAAAUCAAAUUUAUAUUUGACUAAGUUACCAAUAUCCCAACAAAAAUAUAAUGACUUAAAAAAAUUAGUAGAGAAAAAAGUGAUUCCAAAUAUUUACGCCAAAGAAUAUUUAGGUUUUAAGUACAGCUGUAAAACAAAUGACUGUUUACCUGAAACCGAUGAAGAUGACUGAAAAAAAAAUGUGAAUGAUUCGCGAUAGCAUAAUUUUAAUAUCAAUGGUUUAUUUACUUUUCCUUAAAUAUGCUUUUGAUUGAACACAAAGUCUUCAUGUUAAGUUUCAAUUAUAAUUGUAUUUUGUUAUAUCUUUCGUUCUAUAAAAUGAGGCAAAUUGGCACUAAGUUUCUGUUUUUUAGUUUUAAAUAAACAUUGUUUGAUUGGA